Caenorhabditis angaria is the source of this 1026-nucleotide messenger RNA. NCBI's taxonomy places the organism in Eukaryota, Metazoa, Nematoda, Chromadorea, Rhabditida, Rhabditidae. The record is from the annotation of a GenBank genome assembly.
AUGGAAAAUAUUUUCCAAGCAAUCCAUUCAUUUGGCUCUUCAAUUGGAUGUUUCAUAAAUGCACUUCUGAUUUAUGUAGUUUUGACAAAGAGUCCAAAACAAAUUCAAGGAUAUGGUUUACUAAUUAUCAAUUUUGCCGUGACUGAUUUCUUGAUUUGUGCAUUGAAUUAUAUGGUAAUGCAACGACUAAUUUCUUGUGGUCUUGCUAUUAUUUAUAUUUCAAUGGGACCAUGCUCGGCGAUUUCUCCUCAACUUUGCUUCUCAUUAUAUGUCACGAAACUUCAUUUAUACACUCACUCAAUUUGGCUUCUUCUAAUUUCAUUUUCUUAUCGUUACUAUGUUAUGAUUCGAUCCGAAUUAUCGAAACUAAGAAUACAGUUAAUAAUAUUUCUCGUAUAUAUUCCAUCUCUUUUUUCCAUCGUGAAUAUUUUCAUUUCUGAUGGAAGUGAAACACAGUCUCGUGAAAUCAUAACUAAAUAUCAUCCGGAAUAUAACAUAACCGAUCGAGCCGUCACUGGAAACCUUUCCAUAUUUGAAUUCAGUGUGAUGUAUGUUAUUAUUCACGUUGUUGGAUUAAGUGUUCCAAUGGCAAUUAUGAUUUUGAUUAUGCGCAAGAAAAUCAUUUCUAAACUUGGUGAAAAUGCAAGUUCCGAAAGAUCAAAACGUCUCCAAAUACAACUUCUCAAGGUUGGUUUAAAAGACAAGUUUGAUGUAGGUUGAAUUGACAAUCAUUUUCAGGCCCUAACAUUCCAAGCUUGCAUUCCAAUUCUGUACGCAAUUGGUGGUUCCUGUUACCUCGUUCAACAAUUCAAUAUUAUAAACAACGCAGCUCCUCAAUACAUAAUGUAUUGUCUUUUCCUUCUUGUCCCCGUUCUCAAUCCAAUGUCUUCAUUUAUUUUCAUUACACCCUACCGUAAUUUUGUUAUUUCGUUUUUGGGUCGAACUUAUCGAAAGAUUUCAAUAACUAGAAGUGCAACUCAACCAGAUUCUUCGUUCAAUCAGCAUACCAAUCAAACCAAAUAUUGA